This is a messenger RNA of Rhodamnia argentea, 1169 nucleotides long. RefSeq names its product PRA1 family protein A1-like. Lineage: Eukaryota; Viridiplantae; Streptophyta; Magnoliopsida; Myrtales; Myrtaceae. The coding region runs from base 216 to 845 and encodes 209 amino acids. Gene Ontology annotation, cellular component: membrane. The transcript has 8 exons. The record is from RefSeq and is a predicted model, not a curated record.
UUUCCAGCGGGGACCGACGGAAAAGCUCAAAAAUCUGUUGCCCAAUCGAACGCUUUGCAGGUCUUCGCAAAUUCAGUCCCGCUCUCCAUUUUCGAUCGCUGCCCUUCUUUUGCCCUCUUCUUCUUCUUCUUCUUCUUCUUCUUCUAGGGUUUCCGUCUCCUACCUCUCGAACCACCGUCGUCCGCUUCGAUUGGGCGAUCUCACCGCGGGCGCUGAUGGAUUGGGGCACGGUGACGGCGGAGGAUCUGGUGGACGCGCUUCGCGAGGUCGACUGGUCGUCCCCGCCCCGCCCCUUCCCUGAAUUCUUCUCCAGAUUCACCGUCCCCAGAUCGUACGCCAAGUGGAGCAGCCGCCUCAAGUGCAAUCUCUACUACUAUCGGACCAACUACUUCAUCAUGAUCAUGGUUAUUCUAGGAUUGGGAUUUCUUAGGAGGCCUCUUGCCAUAGUUGCUGCUCUUUUAACAGCUCUCAGUACUGCAUGUCUAAAUGACAGCUUUGCAGGCACUUUCAGCGAUAAGAUAACAAGGACUGUGAGGCAGUUAUCACCACAUUUUGCUGCCAAAUUGAGGCCCUCACCUAUACCCAUCAUGCGUGGACGUCCAUCAGCAAAAAGAUCAAUCCAUAUCUGUGGCCAGCCUCGCUGGGUGUUUGUUUCGAUAUUUGCCUCUGUGAGUCUCAUGCUUUGGUAUGUUUCCUGUGGAAUCUUGACUGUCGUCUGGGCUUUUGCCAUCGGACUCCUUGCCACUGUUCUUCAUGCAAGUUUCAGAACACCAAAUCUGAAAGCACGCCUAAAUACAUUUCGUGAAGAGUUUCGUGCAGUUUGGCGCAAUUACAGCGACCUUUAAUGAAGCAGAGUAACUGGGAAAUGGGUUGCUGAUUUUUCUGUAUCUUCCACCAAGCCAGUCUGGUAAUAGGUUUUUACACCAAGCUGGUGACCUGCUGAGAUGGCACCUACUGCUCUUAUGAUACCUUUAGGUUGCUGGAGUCUGGAAUUGUCAGGUGAAGGCUGUUGAUUCUAGCUGAUAAUGGAAGGGAUGUAAAUUGUUCGAACUUUGUCCUGUAAAGAAAACUAGCCCUCUAGCAUAAUUAUCAGAGAAUUCAAUAAUGAACAGAAUUCAUUGUUAGAGAUCUCGCAGACUUGAUAUGGUAAUGGAAACCCGGUUCAUGAA